AUGCCGGCCGUUGGAAGGAACACUAAGAUGCAGCAAUGGUUGAAUUACCGAGUUAGAGUCACCCUACACGAUGAGAGAAUUAUGAUUGGUCAGUUCAUGGCUUUCGAUAAGCACAUGAACUUGGUAUUGGCGGAUACUGAGGAAUUCCGAAAAGUAGCAUUGAUAACGACAACAGAAAGGGAGGUUAAGAGAAUGCUCGGCUUGUUGAUCCUACGUGGUGAGAAUAUCAUAUCAAUGACGGCGGAGGCGCCUCCACCUAAUGUGAAGAAAAGUGAAGGCCCCAUGGCCGGCCCUGGUCGCGGGCAUGCAGCUGGUCGUGGUGUCCCCAUUGCACCCCUUGGUCAAGCUCCUCAAGGCCUUACUGGACCGAUACGUGGUGUCGGCGGUCCUGCUCCUGCCCAGAUGGCUCCUGGUGCUCCCCCAGGGAUGCCUCCGAUGCCUGGCUUCCCAGGAAUGCCCCCACCCCCUCCUGGAAUGAUGCCUGGCAUGCCUGGAGUAAGCUGA
Molecule: messenger RNA, 504 nt
Organism: Perkinsus marinus ATCC 50983
Lineage: Eukaryota; Perkinsozoa; Perkinsida; Perkinsidae
Product: Small nuclear ribonucleoprotein-associated protein B, putative
Exons: 7
Coding region: 1-504 (167 amino acids)
Biological process (GO): mRNA splicing, via spliceosome
Cellular component (GO): U1 snRNP; U2 snRNP; U4/U6 x U5 tri-snRNP complex
Molecular function (GO): RNA binding
Source: RefSeq, a predicted model, not a curated record